Cyprinodon tularosa is the source of this 4126-nucleotide messenger RNA. RefSeq names its product EYA transcriptional coactivator and phosphatase 1 (gene eya1). The coding region runs from base 312 to 2156 and encodes 614 amino acids. The transcript has 18 exons. Gene Ontology annotation, cellular component: nucleus. The record is from RefSeq and is a predicted model, not a curated record. Gene Ontology annotation, biological process: multicellular organism development; negative regulation of extrinsic apoptotic signaling pathway in absence of ligand; positive regulation of DNA repair. Gene Ontology annotation, molecular function: protein tyrosine phosphatase activity. Lineage: Eukaryota; Metazoa; Chordata; Actinopteri; Cyprinodontiformes; Cyprinodontidae.
UUCUUCCUCAGACACUCACCAGUCACUGCCUGAAGCAGUAAUCGGACAACUCUCGUUCUCAAUAAGUCAGUCUCCUGAGAUACUGAGCUAGGCUCAAUGGGUUCCAACACCUAAAAUGAGAAAGAAAAAAGUAGUCCUGUAGUUUACAUUUACUGCGCUACAGCUUCUACCAACACUCUGAGAGCUGUUUAAGACAGCGGGCUGUCCUCUCUGCUGGACUGGCCGACCGUUUUUCCAGAAGAUUUCUUUUUUUUAAAGGGGAGGAUAAAAGAGGGGAUAAACACACAGGGAUUCAACUCUAAUUGUAGUCUAUGGAAAUGCAGGAUCUAGCCAGUCCUCACAGCCGAGUAAGUGGAAGCAGCGAAUCUCCUAAUGGUCCCAACCUCGACAACUCCCACAUCAGUAACAAUUCCAUGACCCCCAAUGGCACAGAAGGUGAUAACAUCACAAUGCUCACCACUGCAGACUGGUUGUUAGGUUCUAACUCACAGUCUACAGCAGUUAAAACAGAGCCAAUGAGCAGCAGUGAAAUCGCCUCUUCAAUCACAGACUCCGCUUUAGACAGCUUCUCAGGAUCAGCUAUUGGAACCAGUGGCUUCAGCCCAAGACAAACUCACCAGUUCUCUCCGCAGAUUUACCCUUCCAACAGGACGUACCCACAUAUUCUGCCGACUCCUUCGUCUCAAAACAUGGCUGCGUACGGGCAGACGCAGUACACCACAGGAAUGCAGCAGGCCGCAGCAUAUGCAAGCUACCCUCAGCCUGGUCAGCCCUAUGGCAUCCCUGCUUAUGGUCCAUUGUGGGCAGGCAUAAAGACCGAAGGGGGUCUGAGCCAGUCCCAAUCCCCGGGACAGACGGGCUUCCUGAGCUACGGCUCUGGCUUUACCACACCACAGACGGGACAGGCCCCUUACAGUUACCAGAUGCAGGGUGGUUCUUUCACAACAACAUCUGGGUUGUAUGCAGGAAACAACUCAUUGACGAACUCAACAGGCUUUAACAGCACACAACAGGACUACCCCGGUUAUCCAGGUUUUGGCCAGGGCCAAUAUGCUCAGUAUUACAACAGUUCCCCAUAUACCUCACCCUACAUGACAAGUAAUAACACCAGCCCCAGCACCCCUUCCACCACCACCACAUAUACUCUCCAGGACCCCCCCGCUGGGAUCACCAGCCAAGCUCUUACAGACAACCCUGCAGCAGAGUACAGCACCAUCCACAGUCCAUCAAACCCCAUUAAAGAUUCAGAUUCAGAUCGAUUGCGCCGGGCCUCGGAUGGAAAGUCACGUGGCCGUGGAAGAAGGAACAACAACCCAUCACCACCGCCCGACUCUGACCUUGAGCGAGUUUUCAUCUGGGACCUGGAUGAAACAAUCAUCGUUUUCCAUUCCUUGCUCACGGGGUCUUAUGCCAACAGAUACGGACGGGACCCUCCAACUUCUGUAUCAUUAGGACUAAGGAUGGAAGAAAUGAUCUUCAACUUGGCAGACACACACUUAUUCUUUAACGACUUAGAGGAAUGUGACCAGGUACAUAUUGAUGAUGUGUCCUCAGACGAUAAUGGCCAGGAUCUAAGUACAUAUAACUUCAGCGCUGAUGGUUUCCACGCAGCAGCUACGAGUGCCAACCUUUGCCUGGCCACAGGCGUGCGGGGAGGCGUGGACUGGAUGAGAAAACUCGCCUUCCGCUACAGACGAGUAAAAGAAAUCUACACCACCUACAAAAAUAAUGUUGGAGGUCUGCUGGGCCCUGCCAAAAGGGAAGCCUGGUUGCAAUUGCGAGCAGAAAUUGAAGCCUUGACGGACUCCUGGUUAACACUGGCACUGAAAGCACUAACAUUAAUCCACUCAAGGUCAAACUGUGUGAAUAUCCUGGUGACCACCACGCAGCUCAUCCCAGCCCUGGCGAAGGUCCUGCUUUACGGCUUGGGAGUUGUCUUCCCUAUAGAGAAUAUUUAUAGUGCAACAAAAAUAGGGAAGGAAAGCUGCUUUGAGAGAGUAAUUCAAAGAUUCGGGAGGAAAGUUGUUUACAUUGUUAUCGGAGACGGUGUGGAAGAAGAACAAGGCUCAAAAAAGCACAACAUGCCUUUCUGGAGGAUCUCCAGCCAUUCGGACCUCAUGGCCCUCCACCACGCUCUGGACCUGGAGUACUUGUAGCACUGCACCACAGUACGCCCCUCUCUACGCAUCAGGACAUAGAUCCAACCGCCUUUCACCAUUGCUCUCGGCCCCCAUCUCAUGCUUGCUGUGGCCUCCAGACUACAGAAAGAGGGAAAAGCCCCUCCAUCCCACCCCCUUCCUCCUUUGCAUGCUGCAUCUAUCUUUUGCUACAAUGAAAGGAAAAAGAAGAGGACAGUGGGGGAAAAAAAGAAGCACACGGUUAAUGUGCUGACAUAUAGUCACACAUUGUCUUAACCCUGAAACUUUUUUUGUGCCUUUUUUUUUCUCUUCUGCGACACAAAGAACGGGAGAGAGGUGAAUUUACAGUGCAGCAGCUGCUCGCCCUGGUUACUGUGAAUCGGCUGCUUUCUAAAGCUGUUAAAGUGUUUUACUGCCCCUCCACACCUUCCCGUUUGUGCCGGGGCUCCAUCAGGUUUCACACCUUGGAAGAGAGCAGAGCUACUGACGGACUCGCCUUUCUUGCUGCAGAACUCUGUUUCAGCCGCUGGCUAAGAUUUCUGCUGCUUUCUCCUCUGCAUCCUCUGCGUUUUACCACUUUUUGACUUCCACGUCUCCCUUCUCUGUAAAUGGACAGACAGGCUUAUAGUGAUUUUUAUCAGCCUCAACGGGGGAGUCCUGUGCUUCUUAUUUAUGAAGAGACUUUGCGAGUGGCCCAAGCGCCGCUGAGAAGGUACCUCGAUGACAAAGACUUGUGCCUUUUACAAACAAACAAACAACGAGGACAAAAAAAAGACAUUUAUGGAAGAAUUACAAAAAAAAUAAAAGAAAAUGGGGUUUUCUAAUAAUUUAAGAAAAUUAACAAAAACCUUACAUCGCUGAGACAAUCGUGUACAGAGGAAAUCUUUUUUUUUUUUUUUCCGGUGUGUAAGUUUGUAAUCACUGGACUAUUCCUUCCUAUAAUCAUUUAGGUAAAUGCUCUUGAAAGGUGGCUUUGCUUUUUAAUUGAAGUAAAACUUUGAAGACAUUCAUUUGCCCACAAGCUUAUGGAGAAAACCUGAACAUGUUGGACACAUUCAAGUUGAGUUUUAUUAAAAGAAAAAAAAUCUUGUAGAUAAUGGGAUCGAUUGUUUAUCAAGACCAAAAGCAUGAAUAUCAAAGUGUCAAGGAGCUUUCUUUUGAUUCUGGGAUGUUUCUCUCCUACUAUAUGUCCCAUAUUUAAAAAGUAAAAGCUCUCCAUCUGUGUCCUUAGGGCAUCUCACCAGCUUGCAACCCUUAUCCUGACACAUUAAAAGACAAAAUUAAAUCUGAUGAGGGUUUAGAGAACGGCAGUAAAAGGCAGUUUCCUGUCUCCUGAGGGGCAUUUUAACUGCAUUUUGAAUGAAUCUGAUAUUUAAAGAAGCAAGCUUGAAUAGGUUUUAUUAUCUUUUAUACAAGCACUAUAAAAAACUCUUGUACAGCGAGCGUUAUUUUGUAUGAUGUAAUGUUUUUAUUUCGACUUUGACUUCGAUGGGGUAAUCAUAAUUAACAGUGAAAGAGAAGCCACUAAUUUUAAGGGGUUGGGGAACUUACAGGACAUGUGCUAUCAACUGUGAAUUUCUUAAAUGGAAACUGACUUGUUGAGUUUCUAAUUUUUCCCUCCUUUGCACAUGUUCACUCUUGGCCUUCACAUUUAACUUCAGAUCUUCUCUGCUUGAACAGAGUCCCCCUUUGUGUUGAAACAACUUCCCCACACACACACACACACAUAAUCUGGGGUAUCUACAUACUGCUGCUAGAUCAAGGUAAAGGUAGGUUAAUAGAGGAAAAUGUUUUUUAGAUUCAUAAAGCACGCUUUUUUAUUACGUUGCAAUCGUAAAUGCAAACUGGAAAUAAUUUACACUUCAUGGGCCUCAUUGUGAAAACGCAAAAGAUUGUUGUGUCUGCAAAAAAAAAAAAAAAUGUGUACAGAUGUUUUUGACAUUAUUAUUUGAUUGUGUUUAAAUUAAUAAAACUGAUUUGUGAGCUGU